AUGCCGAAGACACCUUUCAUUGGGCGCUUGCUCAUCGUCUGCGCAAAAUUGCACGCGUCCGAGUCGAUUCAUGACUUCUCUGCCAGAUAUGAUCGUGCCCUCAAAGACGAUGUCUUGAUUGCCGACGUCUGCGGAAAUGAUGCCGAGCAGAUGAAGUACUUUGAGUGUCGGUGGUGGUGUAUGAGGCUGGCAAGGGCAAGAAAGGCCCACUUCGCAGAAAGUGAUGCCCGCCGCAUCGUCCUUGCAAACCUUCGAGACUUGCUUGGGCACUGCGGCGACGUGGAUGCAUCUGUGAGGGCAUCCGCGGACCAUCUUGUCCGCAUCUACGGGACUGGUGGUUGGCCUUGUGCGCGGCAAGCGAUUGCUGAAGCCAUGCUCGGGUGA
Molecule: messenger RNA, 384 nt
Organism: Symbiodinium natans
Lineage: Eukaryota; Dinophyceae; Suessiales; Symbiodiniaceae
Source: the annotation of a GenBank genome assembly